CUUGGCCUUUGAUUUGAGCACUGAAGAGGUGCAAAGGAACAGGAUUUAGCUCUAGGUGAUGGUGUUGCUAAAAAAGCCAUCUUUUAGGCCUUGGGAUGUUGAAUACGGGCAAGAAGGCCCUUGUUUUAUUGAGGGGUUUCUCAAAAAUUGAGUUAUCAAGGUUAUUUGGUGUAGGAGCCAGGGAAGAUUUUCUGUGGUCAAACCGUUGAGAGACAGAGAGCCAGCUUGGCAAAGGAGAUGAGAACUGAUAAGGCGGUGGGACUAGGUCAUAUCCGUAUGGCCGAAACUGAGACUGACUGCGGCCGGCUCAGCAGCAACAAGCAGUGCUUCACUCUUUGCUUCUUCCCAGCAAAUUGUAUCUGCAACACGUUCUGCUUCAAGUAGUAAUACCAGCGUAUCUGUUGCAAGCACUUAUGUUUCCAACUGUAUGGGAGCUUCCUUGAGAAGAUGUUUUCCAGUUAAACGGAAGAUGGCUAAGAUUUCCAGAAUUGUUACAGCUGCUGCGUCAGUUGCAGCAAGCCCUGUAGAAGAAGUUACAGACUACAAACUCCCAACAUGGGCUGAAUUUGACCUUGGAAGAGCUCCAAUUUAUUGGAAAACUAUGAAUGGCCUUCCUCCAACUGCUGGAGAGAAACUAAAGGUUUUCUACAAUCCAGCUGCAAACAAGCUUGUUCCAAAUGAAGAAUUUGGCAUUGCAUUUAAUGUGUGUAGAGACAUUUCUGCUGCAGGAGGUUUCAAUCAGCCAAUCAUGUGUGGUGGUGAGCCCAGGGCAAUGCUUCAGAAAGUUCGAGGCAAAGUUGAUCCACCGAUCUACACUAUCCAGAUAUGCAUCCCAAAGCAUGCUUUGAGUUUGAUUUUUUCAUUUACAAAUGGAACUGAGUGGGAUGGUCCAUACAGACUGCAAAUUCAAGUUCCAAGGCCAUGGAGGAAUAGACCUAUUGAAUUUUUCACUGAGGGCCUUGCACAGGAGCUGAGUAGAGAUGGUGCAUGCGAAAAAGCAAUCUUUCCAGAUACAAAUGUUGUUGCCACGAGAUGUGCUAUGAUCGGUAACUUAUCCGUGGAAGGAGGAGAUCGUUGCAAUCUCGAUUUUGUGGUUGGAUGCACUGAUCCUAGUUCUCCCUUAUUUAAUCCACUUGCUAAUGUGGACGAUGGCUCUUGCCCUCUUGACUCAGACUCGAGGAUUAGCAGCAUACAUAUUGUGUCUGAUCCUGAUUACAGACGGAGUACCAAGUAUGGAGAAUGCCUUAUUAGCAGUGUUAGUAGAGAUCUCCAUUCAGUGUAUUAAUUCUCCUGAGUUUGUCACCUAUUGUUAGUUCGUGAAUCAGAGUGGUUUCUUCUCA
Coffea arabica (coffee) is the source of this 1340-nucleotide messenger RNA. The record is from RefSeq and is a predicted model, not a curated record. NCBI's taxonomy places the organism in Eukaryota, Viridiplantae, Streptophyta, Magnoliopsida, Gentianales, Rubiaceae.